UGAGCGGACGUGUGUGCUCGUGUGAUGCGGCGCCAGUUGGCAGGUACAGGUAGCGUAGUUUACCUUUGCCGCUCUACAAAAGUCAAAUAACAAUAAUAACAACGACGGCGAUAAUCGCAACAACAACAACAACAACAACAGCAACGACAGUUGCAACAAUAGGCGCAUUCUUAAUUGUGUUUACCUUUGAUUGUCAUUCGCCAGCGUUACAUACAUACAUACAUACACACAGAGAGAUAAACAUACAUUUUAUAACUGCGAUUUGACUGCGUGCGUGUGUCGUCGCGUCUCCUCUUCACCCCCCCCCCCCCUCUUUGACCCCCUCCUUUUUGUUUGUUUGUUUUUGGUUCUUGUUCUCUCGGGUUUUCCUUCAAUUGGAAUGUGCAGCGAAAAGAACGGCAAGAAGAAAAGCCAAGCGCAAAGAAAAGAAAAGCAAAGCAAAGAACAAAUCAAAUCAGAGCAACGGUAUUAAAAUUUAUAUAAGCACUAACAUAAUUUACUACUCUCGCACACACACACAAAACACAGACACAGACAUUCAAGGCAACUACUUCAAAAAAAAAAAAAGCAGUAAUAAAUACAAUUUUACACAUUCACAUUCCAUUUUGAUUCUGUUGUGUGUGAAAAACUUAUAAGAGAAAAAGAAAAACAACAAAAACAACAACACGAAACCAACGGCAAAUAACAAUAACAGCAGCGGCAACAACAAAAACAGCAGCAGCAGUAACAACAACAACAGCAGCAGCAGCAACAACAACAGUAAGCAGCAUAGCAAAGCAGCGAAGUCAACGUCAAAAACGAAGAAGAAGAAGCAAGAUAAAUACAUAGCAAUUUCGACUAAAUAAAGUUUACCAAACGUCGUCGGUACAAUCGGAACGUUCCGUUCCUGCGUUUCUGUUUUCCCCUGAUUGAUCUGAUCCACCCACUGGCGGAGAUUUGUGGUACGACGACGACGACGACGACGACGCUCAGUGGAAGCAGAAGAGCCCGGUUGCAUUGGAAGGCAUGCAGUUGAUGGCCAGCGGUUACUCCUGCAGCAGCUCCAUCUCCUUCAGUUCCAGUUCCAGUUCCCUCCGUUCCAAACUCUCGCGAUGGAGAGCGAGCAGCAGGAGGUUGGGGGCGGAAGUGCUCCGUUAUGUCGCAUCUGCAUCACCACCCACCACCAGCAGCACAACAACACCACCACCACCACCACAGCAUCCACAGCCAACCUGCCAAUGAUACCCAUCUUCGGCGAGGAUGCACUCUGGCAGAAGAUUACCACGUUGGCCAACGUCAAGAUCAGCAAAAACGACAACCUACCGCAACAGGUGUGCGUCGGCUGUGCCAAGACAGCCAUAUCGGCCUGCGUGUUCAAGAAGAAGUGCGAGGAGGCGGACACCUUUUAUCGCCAGCAACUGAGGCUCCAAAAGAUCGAGGGCGCGGAUCCGCUGGAGGCGAGCGCUGCCGUCGACCAGGCCAAGAGCAGCGGCUGCAGCAGUGGCAGCGGUAGCAGCAGCGCCAGCGGUAGCAGUUCCACCAGCAGCAGUUCCUCCUCCGACGACGAGGACGAGGACAACGACCAGGACCAGGAUCAGGAUAACGACAAUGAAGUGGUCGCUGGAGAGGCACACAAGCGGCUGCAUAAUGGCCAUGGCCAGGCCAUUAAUGGCCAUCGGGGAGAUGAUGAGGUCCCGGAGGAGAUGGAUGACCAUCACGAAUCAGGCAACAACAACGAUGAGGAACCGGAUGAGGAUCAUCAUCGUAAUGGCCUUGAGUUGACGGAUGAUGUCAAUGCCGAGAAUGAGGAUGAUGUGGAGGAGAUAAAUCCCUUGAACCAUCACCAUCAUAACGAUGAUGGCGAAAUAACAGUCCAUGGCGUGCAUCCCAAGGAGCCGUUCGACUUCAACUCCAUUCGCCUGAUGCAGGAGUAUAUGCAACAUCAGAUGAACAAGUUCCCCAAUGGCUCCGCCACCGGUCCACCGGGUCAGGAUAUGGAGCUCGAUCUCGACCAGCGGCACCACCACCACCACCACCACGAUGGCGAUGGCGACGAUGACGAUGAUGAGGACAUGUCGCUGCCGCUGAUACCCGAAAUCGAGCUGAUCACGCCGGGCGAUGAAGCGCCAGCGGAUCCAUCGAAUCCCAACGAUUUGGUCAAUGGCGUGGCCGGCGUUGGCGUGGUCCAGGGUAUGCGCGGACCGGGCUUCCAGUGCCCCCAUUGCUAUCAGAUAUUCGAGAUGAAGCAGAUCCUCAAGGCGCACAUGCAGAGCGUCCAUGGAGCACCGGGUCCGGUGUACGAGUGCAGCAACUGCCGCAAGACCUACUUCUACAAGCGCUUUCUGGAGAAGCACAUACGGCGCGGUCGGUGUGUGAAGAAGCGUCGCAACCAAACCCGGCCCAUGCAGUGCUCGGACUGCCAUGUCCUCUUCCCCACGGGCCACCAUUUGGGUUGGCAUAAGCGCACCGGUUGCCCCUCGAAGGCGGCCAAAAUGCCCCUGCAGCAGCUUUUCAAGCAGAACAUUGUGCAGUUUAACAAUUUUCCCAAGCGGAUCGCCGCCGGAGGAGCACGCAAGCCCACGGCUCCCGAUCUGCAUAUCAACAAUCGCAAACUGGGCUUGGCCAACAAGCGAAAGGGACGCACUCGCAUCAAGCUGGAUGCCAAGAAGAUUGCCCUGGCCAAGCAGUUGAUACUGCGCGAGGCCACCACCACGGUGAUUGCCAACGAGCUGAACAUCUCGCGCACCUUCGCCUGGCGCCUGCGUAAGAGUCUGGUUAAUGGUGUCAGUCUGCAUGAGCGUGUGGUGGAUCCCUCGCAGGAAGAGCAGCACCUGCAGCAGCAGCUGCAGCAGCAGCAGCAACAGCAUCAACAGUUGCACUUGCAGCAGCAACAGCAGGAGGAGCAGCAGCAGCAGGCAGCAGCCGCAGCAGCACAGGCCGAACGCGAACGGGAGCAUCAUCAUUUGAGCCUACCCUAUAGCCACCUGGGCUUGGGUCUUAUCAAAGAGGAGCGUCAGGACAGCGAGGAUGAGGAGGAGCAGCAGCAGCGACAGCAGCAGCAGCAUCUCCACCAUUCGCACCACCAACUGGGCCUGGUGGAUGAGUGCGGAGCGGAGGAGAUCGGUGCCGAGGAAACGGCUGGCUAUAUGGGCGAUGAGGAUGCCGUUUGCGGAUUGCUUCACAAUGGCUACGAUCCCGAUCCUGAUUCUGAUCCCAUUGAGCACGAUCCCUUCGAGGGCACCGACAACAACAACGACCAUCAUUCGAAUGGCAGACGGCCUGGUUCUGUUUCGCCCGCACCACCACCACUGGCGCCGCCAUCGAUGGGCAGUUCCGGUGGCGUUGGGGUUCCAGUGCCGGUGCAGGUCCAUGCUGCUGCCGCGCGGACCGAUGUUGAGGUCUAUAAACGCCUACUGGCCGAGUCGCAGCACUUCCCCCACAUCGUCAACGCCCAGCAGUUGCAGAUGCAGCAGCAGCAUCGCGAGCGGGAGCGGGAGCAGCGGGAUCGCGAGCGGGAGCAACUGCAGCAGCAGAAGGUCCACAACGGCGGAAUGCCGAUGCUCACACGCUAUCCGCCUGCCGUCAUGCACGCCCUGCCCGUCAACCUGUCCCUGCGCUCCAUGCCCCACAUGAACAGCAAUGAGAGCAAUGGCAGCUCCAGCAGCAAUACCGCUGCCCCAUUACCCGUUCCUGGCUCAUCCGCAGCCACAUCGACUGCCACUCCAACUGGCAAGAAGCCCCGCAAGCCGAAUGUCUUUAUCGAUGACGAAAAGUACGCCAUGGCCAAGUUGUUGGUGGCCCAGAACUCCUCCACCAUGGAGAUAGCCAGGGCCCUCAAUGUCUCCCAAAUGACGGCUUGGAAGGUGCGCGAUGCCAUUCUCAAGGGAGUGCCUCUGUCAUACCGCAACAAGCGGUCCGAUGGCAGGCAUUCCGAGGAGUUUAGCGCCAAGGAGCAGCAGCAGCAGCAGCAGCAACAUCAGCAACAACAACAGGAGCAGCAGCAACGCCAGCAGCAGCAGCAGGAGAUGCAGCGACAGCAGCAACAGCAAAUGGAGCAAAUGGAGCUAAUCAAACAGCAACGCCAGCAACAGGAGUUGCUACUUCAACAACAGCAGCAGCAGCAACAACAGCAGCAGCAGCAGCAGCAACUGCGUCAUCACACACCAGCGGAAACAUCACACUAUCAGCAGCAACAGACGCCGCCGAAGAUGCUGCAUCCUCGUCGCCGCCUGAAGGCCGCGGAACGCGAGCUGCGGGACAAGGAGAUCACACGCGAAAUACUCGAGCUGAUCAAGGAGGACAGCAACAUUCAGUACUGGAAGGUGUCGGCUCGCCUGGCCGAGAAGGGCAUCAAUAUAUCGCCCUCGUCCGUCUGCCAGAAGCUCAAGUCGAUGGGCAUCCACCGGCGCUGGAAGCCCGGCGACAAGCCUCCCAUGCUGGCCAUUAGUCAGCUGAAAGCGGCCACUGUGGCGGCCGCAGCAGCAGCGGCAGCUGGCCUGGCCGGCGUCGGCGGCGUUGUACCGGGCAGCGCCGGACUGGCCGGCAGCAGUUUUGGCCUGGCCGACGACGGCUACGAGCAGCAGCAGUUCGACAUGGGCGGGCCACACUUUCUCAGUGCCUUCACGCGCUAGACGAUCGACCAAAAGUCGUCCUCCCCAGCAUCUAGGCCUAGAUUAAAAUGUAGAACGCAUUGUGGAGUGGACGCAGAAUCGUAGAGGGCAUUCUUUAGGCAAUUCGACUUGGAACUUGUAGGUCCAAAGAGGAAUGUUAAGCUUCUAAACCAUUUCAAAGAAAAUAUACAUCUAGGUUUAUGAUCAUUGUUUUAUAGCAUACAGUUUCUAGAAGAUACUGUAUUAACUAAGUAGGCAAUUUCGAACAUUAUAAUUUGAUCUUACUCUGAACUUGUUAUAUUUUCUCGAGAAUAUUUUUGAAAAAUUUCUUUGCAGAACUGCCAUUUGCAAGACGAAAUGCCUAUAAAUUGUCGACAAUUACGACUGGGUUUAAUACUAUUUUUUUUCGAGCCACCCUAAUCCAUAUGCAUAUAGACCAGCACAGCAACAACAACUUGUAUUUUUUAUAUAGUAUUUGAAAGAGAGUGCGCGCUUGAAAUGUAUUUGUAUUUGUAAUCGAUAUGAGAUAGCAUAUAUUGUAUGAUUCUGUAUUAGAUUUAUAUAUAUAUAUCCAAUAUAUAUGCUAAGCAUUCCUAGAAUGUCACACACACAAAGAAAACAGAAAGCACCCAAAAAAAAAAACCAUGUUCAUUCCAAGUGAGGAAAUAAUUUCCUUUCUUUAAUUUUAGCAGCUUCCUUUUCCUCUUCCUCUUCCUUCAUCCACACACACAUACACUACACCAACACACACACACACACACACUUAGCUGAUAAUGUAAUAAUUUAAUUAACAUAUUUAUUGAUCGCAUGUUUUCGUGCGUAUGUGUGUGUGCUUAAGCUGAGAAAUGUAUUUAAAGAUUUGCAUUAUUUUUAAUUAAUUUAUUUUUUACUCACGCACACACACAUAUGAGCAAUUAUUCAGUACUGAACUUUAAUUUAGUUAAAUUAAUGCAUCAAACGAUAAAAUAACAAUCAGAACAAAGCGAACGGAAGCAGAACAAACAAACAGCAGCUAGAGAGAAAGUUAAGAAAGCUAGCAACAUAAGUGCAAUUAUAAACUAUACCUAGAAAACCAGAUGAAUGUAAAAUGUAUUACGUGUGACCGAGACAGAAGGUGGGAGAGCGAGAGAUGGGAGAAAGAGAGGCAAAGCUGGCCUAAACACCACUGAACAUUUUUUAAGUGCCCAUUUUUGAAAAUAUUUAUUCGAAAAUCACGAGUGUUAAUUCUCACCUCUUAAAAACCCCUUAUUUGCCAAUUAUGAUUUUUAAGAUUUUUAAUAACUGUUUUUUUUGGUUAAAGUGUAGAAACAAAUUUUAAAUUCUAAAAUAAGUUUAGGUCAAUUAAAACAUCAAUUAGUUUUAUUUUAGAAAAACUUUAUACAUUCCCAAAGACAUACCAAAAUUCUAAAAAAAAAACAACAUACAAACAAUUCCGUUUUUGUGUGUUUACAGUGGUGUUGAGCCAUCAAUUUAAUAACUUUCACUCCCUAACUUUUCUCCUUUCUUUCUCUUGGUCGUUUUCCAUAUAGACAGUUAUUCUGAAUCCAUCCUCCAACCAAGCCCAAAUUUAUGUAAAAAAAA
Molecule: messenger RNA, 6170 nt
Organism: Drosophila subpulchrella
Lineage: Eukaryota; Metazoa; Arthropoda; Insecta; Diptera; Drosophilidae
Exons: 9
Coding region: 1092-4610 (1172 amino acids)
Cellular component (GO): nucleus
Molecular function (GO): zinc ion binding
Source: RefSeq, a predicted model, not a curated record